GCCUCCUCGGUGGCGUCCCCUCAAACGGCUCUCUUUCCCCCCGCUCCCGCAUACAAAACCUCCCCCAAUUCCUAACCCUAAAUCCACGCACCCACCCCAAAUCCACCCACCACCAUCUCACGCGCCGCGCCCAACCGGAGAGAGAGAGGAGACAGGAGAGAGGCGGAUCCGCGCGAUGGCGACGCUUCAGCACCAGCAAGCGGCGGCGGCGGCUGCUGCUCCGACGACGACGACGGGGGGCGGGCUGCGCGCGAUGGACCUGUACGAGAAGCUGGAGAAGGUCGGGGAGGGCACGUACGGGAAGGUGUACAAGGCCCGGGAGAAGGCGACGGGCCGGAUCGUGGCGUUGAAGAAGACGCGGCUCCCCGAGGACGACGAGGGCGUGCCCCCCACCGCACUGCGGGAGGUCUCCCUGCUGCGGAUGCUGUCGCAGGACCCGCACGUCGUGCGGCUCCUCGACCUCAAGCAGGGCCAGAACAAGGAGGGGCAGACCAUCCUCUACCUCGUCUUCGAGUACAUGGACACCGACCUCAAGAAGUUCAUCCGCGGCCACCGCCAGAGCCACGAGAAGAUCGCCGCGCAGACCACCAAGAUCUUGAUGUACCAGCUGUGCAAGGGCGUGGCCUUCGUCCACGGCCGCGGGGUUCUGCACCGCGACCUCAAGCCGCACAACCUGCUCAUGGACCGCAAGACCAUGGCUCUCAAGAUCGCUGACCUCGGGCUCAGCCGCGCCUUCAUCGUCCCUCUCAAGAAGUACACUCACGAGAUCCUGACGCUGUGGUACAGAGCGCCCGAGAUUCUUCUUGGCGCCACGCACUACUCCACGCCGGUUGACAUGUGGUCCGUGGGCUGCAUAUUUGCUGAGUUGGUCACUAACCAGCCACUUUUCCCCGGGGACUCCGAGCUGCAGCAGCUCCUGCACAUCUUCAAGUUGCUGGGCACCCCAAAUGAGCAGGUGUGGCCAGGAGUAGACAAGCUCCCGAACUGGCACGUGUACCCCCAGUGGAAGCCCUCAAAGCUGUCCACUCUUGUCCCUGGACUCGACGCCGACGGCUACGAUCUGCUAGGGAAAAUGCUGCGAUACGAGCCGGCAAAGCGGAUCUCUGCCAAGAAGGCCUUGGAGCAUCCGUACUUCAGUGAUGUGAACAAGGAGCUGUACUGAAGCGAUUCAGCUAACAGGAAAUCCAUCCGCGGAGAGCCUUCACGACUUAAACAUGAAGGCAUAGCUUAACUUGUGUUUUAGCUUCUUUGGUCGUGUAACUUGGUUGCCCUGAAGCAGUGCUUUUGCUCCCAGGGCGGGCGAGCUCUAUCUCUGUUUUCUAACUGCUGUAUUGUGUGCUGCGCCAUUCACUUCGGUUGUGAUGGAUGACGAAUUGCUGUGACGAAUUUUGACAUGAUCGAACUCGUCUACGUGAGUGAAGUGAUGCUUCUUGCAAUUGUGAUGCUUCUUGCAA
Molecule: messenger RNA, 1454 nt
Organism: Phragmites australis (common reed)
Lineage: Eukaryota; Viridiplantae; Streptophyta; Magnoliopsida; Poales; Poaceae
Product: cyclin-dependent kinase B2-1-like
Exons: 6
Coding region: 176-1162 (328 amino acids)
Biological process (GO): protein phosphorylation; regulation of G2/M transition of mitotic cell cycle; regulation of gene expression
Cellular component (GO): cytoplasm; nucleus; cyclin-dependent protein kinase holoenzyme complex
Molecular function (GO): cyclin binding; cyclin-dependent protein serine/threonine kinase activity; ATP binding
Source: RefSeq, a predicted model, not a curated record